AUUGCCAGAAGAGACUUUUAGGCAGACUGAAAGAUCUGCUUUUUGGAAGCCUCGUAAAGCCUCGUAAACACCAUCAAGAGAAGGUUUUCUUUUAAAAGGCGAGGACUGCCACUUCCCCAUGACGUCACGUCUUAAAUUGGUUGACAUCCAUUCGCGUGGGGGAGAGAAGGAUCCAGCCCACCGCGCUGUGUUCCCUGAAGCUCGGAGGUGGGCGCAGCCUGUGGGAAUGCCCACCCACAAGGCAGGCUGCUGAGAAACGGCCAGGAGGUUCACCUUGGCAUGGGUGAUCUUUUGUCCACAAUCUAAAGCAGUUCUUUUUUUCCCUCUCCUUUAGGGGGUCACAGGUGCCUUGACGGUUUUGAUGAAAGAUGCAAUAAAACCAAAUCUGAUGCAGACCCUAGAAGGGACACCUGUCUUUGUGCACGCUGGCCCCUUUGCUAACAUCGCCCAUGGCAACUCUUCAGUGUUGGCUGAUAAAAUUGCCCUGAAACUGGUCGGUGAAGAAGGAUUUGUAGUCACUGAAGCGGGCUUUGGCGCUGAUAUUGGAAUGGAGAAAUUUUUCAACAUCAAAUGCCGAGCGUCUGGCUUGGUGCCCAACGCGGUCGUGCUGGUGGCCACGGUGCGAGCUCUGAAGAUGCAUGGAGGCGGGCCAGGCGUAACUGCUGGUGUCCCGCUGAAGAAAGAAUACACGGAGGAGGUAAGAGCAGGUGUCUUGAAGGCUUCUGUGCAGAACCAUAUAAAUCCGGUUAACCAUUGGUUAGCAGUUGAAUGUCAAUCAGUGAAUGAGUCCUCUGCCAGUAGUGGCCUCUUGGAAAAAACGGUUAGUCUCUCUUUAAAAACAUCACUAAAUGAAUACAGAUGCAAAACCACAAACGUUUUCAUCACUAGGACCGACACCCGCGCUGAGAUCGACUUAGUCUGUGAGCUCGCGAAGCGGGCUGGCGCCUUUGAUGCGGUCCCCUGCUAUCACUGGUCCAUCGGUGGGAAAGGGUCAGUGGAGCUGGCUCGGGCUGUGAGAGACGCUGCCAAUAAAGGAAGCCGUUUCCGAUUCCUGUACGACGUUCAGCUUCCAAUUGUAGAAAAGAUAAGAACCAUCGCACAGGCUGUGUACGGAGCCAGAGAUAUCGAACUGUCUCCCGAGGCACAGUCCAAAAUAGAUCGUUACACGCAACAGGGAUUUGGAAAUUUGCCCAUCUGCAUGGCAAAGACUCACCUCUCUCUGUCUCACCAACCUGACAAGAAAGGCGUACCCAGAGAUUUCAUUUUGCCCAUUAGUGAUGUCCGGGCCAGCAUAGGCGCUGGUUUCAUCUACCCUUUGGUUGGAACGAUGAGCACCAUGCCCGGACUGCCCACCCGGCCCUGCUUCUAUGAUAUAGAUCUUGAUACAGAAACUGAGCAAGUCAAAGGCUUGUUCUAAAUGAACCCGACUUCCACAGGACCCAAUUCAGGCUCGCAAAACCGACUACUCCUUGCCUUUUUGCUGCCGUUGGAGAAGAAAGUGAAUUUGAAAUAUGCCUCUUACGCAACGCGGGAGAAAUGGGGAAAUAGGCCAAAGAUUUAGUCUUUGUUCGAGUCCGAAUUCUGUGUGCAACCAAGUACAGUGUCCGGUAAAAGGACCUCCACUGAGUUUGAAAGAAACUAAUUUAUUUUCCGUUUCUGCAGAGUUUAUAUUAUUUCCCACUGCUUACACUUCAGAAAGUUUAUUUUAUGGGGAUGGAGGGAUUAAAAGAGUGUGAACUAAAAGGUAGCGUUUUCCACUCUGGAGUUUUCUAUUUUGUCUUUGAACUGCAAAUAAACAUGUAUCUAGAAAACCAA
Molecule: messenger RNA, 1815 nt
Organism: Ailuropoda melanoleuca (giant panda)
Lineage: Eukaryota; Metazoa; Chordata; Mammalia; Carnivora; Ursidae
Product: monofunctional C1-tetrahydrofolate synthase, mitochondrial-like
Exons: 9
Coding region: 362-1417 (351 amino acids)
Molecular function (GO): formate-tetrahydrofolate ligase activity; ATP binding
Source: RefSeq, a predicted model, not a curated record